CUUUGAGAACUAUGCCGCCAAUAGUUUGAAGUUUAUGUCUAUCGAUCCGAAACGUGGAAUGGGCCGUUCAAAUAACGUCAGGGAUUUCCUGGGUAUCAUACGCUACAAGCAAUGUAAUGGAAAGCAUCAACAACUCCCAAGCCUCACCUAUUCGCCAGCUGAACUGAUCGAACAUUUCCGAAUGCUGCACGAAGACAUCUCCCUGUGCAUCUACAGUUUCAACGAAAGCUUGAACCCCAUUUUCCUCUUCCACAUUGUCAUCGAGUUGACAGUUUUGAUCAUCAAUGCCUACGCGACCGUGGCCUACUUUGUUUAUACCUUCAAAAACCCAUUGGCUUCAGCUAUUCAGAUGAUCAACUACGUAUUUUUGUUGUUCCAUUGCAUCGGGAUGAUUGUGUUUCUGAGGAAUGCUCAACAUUUGAAGAAUAUGGUUACAGGUCUUAUAAAUUUGCUCCUCGAGCAUUCGUCAACUGUUUCUACUCUGGAAGAGCACCAGCAGAUCAGGUUAUUUAUAGAGAAAUUGAAGCAUCACAGACACUUAAGUGCAAGUGGCGUUUUCGAGAUCAACCUAGGAAUUGCCGGACCUAUUGCUGCAAACAUUUUGACGUAUGUACUUGUUGCAUUGCAGUUCGAGGUACCUCAAGAAUAAAAUCGACGAGUCACUAGCUAGUGAGGCACCGUUAGAUAUGGUAGAUACCCUAAUACUCGUACGCUUCUGACAAUGUUAUUAUUAUUAUUAAACAAAUUUGAGUUGAGUACAA
Molecule: messenger RNA, 761 nt
Organism: Acanthoscelides obtectus
Lineage: Eukaryota; Metazoa; Arthropoda; Insecta; Coleoptera; Chrysomelidae
Source: the annotation of a GenBank genome assembly